Molecule: messenger RNA, 6238 nt
Organism: Biomphalaria glabrata
Lineage: Eukaryota; Metazoa; Mollusca; Gastropoda; Planorbidae
Exons: 16
Coding region: 68-5329 (1753 amino acids)
Cellular component (GO): extracellular region
Molecular function (GO): chitin binding
Source: RefSeq, a predicted model, not a curated record
AACUCAACAGGUGGUUUCAAAUGUCAAAACAAAAAGUGUAACUUAAUUAUUUGUGUUGUUGUUGCUGAUGAGAAGAGACACAUAUAUAAACAAGAAUAUAAACAUCACUCUAUUUCUUUCAAUCCGUUUUAAUUGCGUAGUGUGCGUGUGUGGGAGUGCUCGUUCAUUUGGGAGACAAAUGGCGGGCUACAAAGUCGGUUGCCACACUAUAUUUGUGUUUCAUUUAUUUGUCUUGAUAAUCAGGUUCUCAAGCGCCAAGUUCAGCGGCGGAGCUAACUACGAGAGUCGACGGUAUGAAACAGACAACAGUGGAUCUACGGGGAAGACGUACGGGUCAUUCGAUGGCGUGGAGCAGGGUGGGACCGAAAAUAAAAAGAAGAAACUUGAAUCCAGCGCAUUCAGCUCGUAUAGCAGCGGUUAUCAAGGUGCCGCUAAGAAAGACCAACUUUUGGAAUCUCAGAGUGGCCUAGACUUUGCAGGGGGUUAUGAUGCAGUAAGUGGAAAAGAGUACGGAAAGACCUCCCCAGACGCUUCUGCCGAAGAUGUUUUCGGCUCCAGCAAGGCAAUCUUUGGAGGAUACAAUUCUGGAUUCACCAGUGGACAGAUUUCAGACAGUUUCAAGCCAAACAGUUUUAUCAGUUCAGACCUUUUUGACGGUAGCUCGGGAAUAGGGCAUAAAGAAAUAGCAGACUAUGGAGAGGCCGGCUUAGGAUAUGCCGACAAUAAGGCCCCCGAAAGUCAGGGUUACGGAUCUAAAAUUUCCUCAAAUGAAGGCUACGGAAAUAAAGGUUACUUUGACGGCGACAUCAGUUCUGAGAAGGACGAAAGCGUUUCAAUCAACAAAGGAAGCGGAGCAGCAGGUUCAAACUACGGAGCGAAGAGCUCGGGGAAUUCCAAAAAUGGAGCGAAGGGUUUUAACAGCGGCAGAGGCAGCUCAGGUAAAGGUGCCGUCGGUUAUUUAUCCAGCAGCGAUGUCGACAGCGGGAAUGUUGGAUCUAAAGGUUAUAGAGAUGGCGGUAAAGGAGCUUCCGGUUACAAGGGCUACGACAACAGCAAUGCUGGAUACAGGGGAUCCGGAAGUGAAGAUGACAGCUACUUCAGCUCUGGGCUCGAAACAGUCGCUGGUGGAUACGGACAUAAACAAUUAGAUAGUCAAAGCUCUGCUGACUAUACCAGCCCCAACAGUAAAUCAUCCAAUUUUGACGGCAGUGUCGGUGGAUUUGGAAAUAAACCGUUAGAAAGUCAAAGCUCAGGUGAAUAUGUUAGCUCCAAUAGUAAAAUUUCUCAUUUUGAAGGCAGUGUCAGUGGAUACGGAAAUAAGCAAUUAGAUAGUCAAAGCUCCGGUGACUAUGUCAGUUCUAACAGUAAAUCUUCCAAUUUUGAUGUCAGCGCCGGUGGAUUCGGACAUAAACAGUUAGAUAGUCAAAGCCCCGGUGACUAUGUCAGUUCCAACAGUAAAUCUUCCAAUUUUGAUGUCAGCGCCGGUGGAUUCGGACAUAAACAGUUAGAAAGUCAAAGCUCCGGUGACUAUGUCAGUUCCAACAGUAAAUCUUUUAAUGCAGACAGUAAUGACAAACCCAUCGACAACACCUAUUACGACACCAAAACCUUUGAAUCCACGAGCGAACAGAAACAACCAGGUUUUGAAGAUGGUUCAAACGUCUACAAGGGCGCCAGUGGAGAGAGUUCAUCUCCCAAUAAAAACCUGGGCGGGGGCCAACAAGGAGCCAUUUUGAAAGGUAGCGAUGGCAACGUAAAAUCCUUCGCUAGUGGAAAUCUUGGAAGCAAAGAUUCGUUCGGUGAAGAUCUAAACAAGUUCACUGGAGAUUCAAACAGCGGCAAAUCAGACUUCGGCCUCGGCAAUUCUUACUAUGGCAACGGCCAGACGGACGUAUACAGCAGCAAAAUUUACAGUGGCAGCAAAUCUCUGUACGGCUCCAGCAAGCUUUCAGCAGGAAUAGGAGACGGCCCCAACAAUGGAAAAGAUUACGACGACAGUUCCUCACAGAGUGCGACUAGGAAACAGACGUUUUUGGAUGACAGUUCCGAGAGCAACGGUAGGAAAUUCCAAGGCAGCAGUGAUUACGACUCGAAUAGUUUUGGCAUUAAAAGUGACUUCGACGCUGUGGAUCAAGCAGAGGAUGGAUUUGUUUGCAAGUCUGGAUCAGAUUUCGCUCCCCACCCUACCAGCUGUGACAAGUUCUACCAGUGUGCCAACGGGAAGCCAUUUAUGAUUGUGUGCCCUAAAGGUCUGGUCUUCAAUACCAAGUAUAGCAUCUGCGACUGGCCGUCCAACGUGGACUGUCCAUCAGAUUCCGACAUUGCAGUACUGCAUCUUCCAAGUUCCAGGCACGUCAGGGACAUGUUUUACCUGACCAAACCGAAGCAUCCUCAGUCACCCAAGCCCUUACCCUCCCCGCCCAAAGCGCCCAAGUCAUCCAUCAAGCUAGAGCCGCUGAAGUUGCAGGCGAUGAGCGAGUACGUGUCCACGGGGGACGAGGGCCACGGGUACAGCAAGGAGGCAGAGGCGGAGAAGAAAGGCAGUGAGGAGGAGAAUGACGUCAGCUACUACAGCUUUAGCGAGGGAGAUAUUGAAGAGGACGAGGGUGGCAAGGGAAACGACUGGGGGAAAAACUCGUACAGCGCGGCUGCUCAUGGGAGUCAAGGAGUUGUCUGUUCUUAUGGAGUCAAGUUUAUCCGUGACCCCAACGACUGCACCAAGUUUUACCAGUGUGCACACUCCAAGCCUUUUUUGAUGACCUGUCCAGCUGGUCUGUAUUUUAACACAGAUAUAGACGUAUGUGACUGGCCAUCUAACGUAGACUGUUCAGGAUCGGGUCAAACUCGUCAAUCAACAAGCCAAGAUUACGACUCUAACAGCUACAGCAACAGCUACAGCCCAUCCUACCAUAAAGAAAGCAAAUCCUACUCUUCUUACACUCCCACUGUUUACAGCGCUCCCUCCUACAGUAACUCUGACACCAAAUCCCAAGAGUCGUCCUCAUACGAGCCACAGCAGUCCAGCUUCGACAGCAGCCGAAACUCCGGAAUCUUCUCCGGUGAUAAAGGAAUGUCCAGCUUCUUCCCGAUGAAUCCGUUCCACUAUCCCGUCAUGCCAAUCUUCCACCCGCCCAUCUUCCAACCCAUCAUUCCUUACUACCCCAAAGAUUCCGCACAGCAAUCGUCGAGAUCCAACGACAAAGGCGACAGCGGCGACGAAGACGACGAGAGUGACUCCAAGAAAGAAAGCUCUGACUCCAAAGACUUCCAAGAGUCAGACGACUCAAGCCAAACGUUUGAACACAAGCAGGCGUCAGAAGAUUCGUAUGACAAGUCUUAUCAAGAAAGCUCACAGAAAUCAGAGGAACAAGACAGUUCUAAUAAAAAGACCAUUUAUAGAAAACCUCUAAAAGUCUUCAGUAACAACAAUAAGAACAGCUAUAACAACAACAAUAACAACAAUAACAACAACAAAGGCUUCUACUACUAUGACUACGACUCUGCAAACAACAACUACAGAAAUUACAAAAAAUCAAGUUACAACAAUAACAAUAACAACAAAAAGGGCGACACGGGCGUCAACCAGAAGGGCAUCUACUAUUACUACUACGACAACUCUAACAAAAACUCCAAUGGCAAGCAGAACGAUUACGUCUACUACUACGAUUACGAUUCUCCUGUGAACAACAUGUACGAUUACUUCACGUACGAUUACGGAGGUAAAGAUUACACGUCUGCGAACGGAGGUAAAGAUUACUCGUCAGCCUACGGAACUAAAGAUUACGUUUCAUCCUAUGGAGGCGGACAGAGUGUCAAAAGAAAACAGUUUAAGACUGGAGCAUUGAAUCAGCCUCAGUAUUUUGGCAGUGCUUUUAAAGAGCUGUUCAAGAACAAGAAAUUUGUUCAGUCGCUGAAAAAAAUCAAUGACGUCAACGAUGACGUAGAAUACGUUCAUUUCGAUCACACUGGUUCCGGUUCGAGCAAAGGUAUGUCAGGUCAUAGUUCAUCGGGUCACAGUGAUCUCAGCUCGCUCCUUCCACUCAUCCUGCUAGGUUCCACUCAAGGGCAGCAACUCCUUCUGACGACUGCAGUUCUUUCCAAACUGAAAGGACUCACGAGUUCAAUGGGCGGAAAAGGUGACAGUCUCAUAGAUUCAAAAGGUCUGUUCGGCAGCGGUAGCAAAGGUGGCAGUGACAACCUUCUGAAGACGCUCUUCCUGCUUAGACUACUCACCAACCAGCAGACUACCACUACAACCACCACCAACACUGGAACCACCGUGACCACACCCACCGCUAACGUUGUGUUCGCCGGACCUGGAUUCGUCACCGUCAACGGGAACACGCCGGUCACUUUCAUUGACCCCGUGACUGGUCAGGUGGUCCCCGAUGCUCAGGUGGCCAUAGAUCCAAUUUCAGGAUCUGUGUUCGACACAACCACCAACCGUGUUGUGUUGUUUGUUGACCCUACCACUGGACAGCUGACUCAAGCUUUCGCCGCCCCUGUGACCACAGUACCCCUCGGAAGGUCAUUUAGCACCGUUAACUUAAGCCCUGUCAACCCAGUGACCAAUGUACUUAGCAGAGCCUUCAACAGGAAUCCACUGACCAAUCUACUUCGGGUCGGAAACACCAACAACAACAACCGAGUGGUAACACUUGUCCCAGCGCCAACAGUAGCCCCAACUCAAGGAGCUGGAAAUCCAAAUGCAAGAGACAACAUCAACUUGAUCUUCUUGUCUCCACUGACGCCCUCGUCUCUCCCACCUCCCAUUGUUGCCAACGACGGAAGCGCCACAACUAUCAGGGGCUCCCUCAGGGACAUAUUAGGAGAUGACCUCACACGGUUCAUUAACAACGCGCAGUUUGUGCCAGGCCAAGGGCUGCCAAACUCACCUGCUGGGAGUCAGAGAUCCUGCACAGUCAUACGCAGUGGGGAGACAGUACCAUACAGGGUCAAUCCGAGAGGGGGCCGAUCACUGUCCGCAGAAGAGUGCCAAGCCAUGGGGCAACUGCUAGACAAAUUCAUACCCACCUUCCUUCAGAACUUUGUCCCGAGCGACGCUGCUUUUGCCGGAUUCGGCUCCAACUCCAGAAACAACGCCAACAACAGGAACGCGCCCAUGCAGCAACCCACCUCGUCGGCCAACUUCCAUGAGGCAUCGAACGUGAAUGACAUCUUUGGUGGGGGUUUGAAUACGAUCAGCCCACAGCUCAGCCGCCAGGACGUGAGCCCCACCGUCGCCAACAGCCUGAAUCAGUUCAUUACCAUCAGAAACGACAGAGACGGUUGCACCAUCUCAGUCCCUAAUAUAGUCCCUCAGUGCUAGAACCCUCCUGGGAGUUCAGUCCCGUACGACUAUAUCAAAGGGAGAUAAAUAUUGGAGACUUUAUUAAUACUAAUGCAUUACACAGAAAGGGGGACAACCGGUUAAAUUUCGUUGCAUCGCCAGCACUGCACGCGAUGGUUCAUCAAGUUUGAAUAGAAUGCACAUAACUCCAAAAGUGAUCUAAUGUCUCAAAGUAAGAAGUGACAUUAGAUUACUCUUGGCCAAUCAGAUUAUUAAGACCAUCGACAACAUUUUUUCCUGCUCAGUUGCAAGCAGGAGAAAACAAAAAUCAAUGCUGCAUUAAGCAUUCCAAUUUUCUAUUUGUUCAACUGUUCUCUAUUCAAUGACUUUUUCAACAUUUAAUGUGGAAGUCAGCUAUUCAAACAACUUUUGUAAAUAUAGCGUGAACAUUAAAUAUUUAUCUUUAGUAUUUAUCUUUAGGAGGAGUUUCAAAUCAUUUGGAAAACUCAGUUCUUUGCAUCUUUUUUUUUCUGCUAUUGAUUUCUUAAAUAUCUUUAUCGAUCUAUUUAAUGCUGGAUAAAUCAUCACUUAUCUAUAUAUGUACAUACCAGAUUCUCAACGUGAAAGACUCAUAAUGAACUGUGUACACUGAAUGCAUGCAUAUUUAUUAUCAUUUAUUGUUUUUUGUCAUUUUAUUUUGUUGGUAGAAAAAGAAGACUACAAAUUGAUUAUUGCCCAGGAUGAAUGCUGAUAAUUGAGUUCCCGAAGUGAGAUUAAUUUGUUGAUCUCAAAUAGCUGAAUGUAUCUUUGAAUAUGUGUCUUUUGUUUAUGAUGCUGCAGGGUGGCUGACAAUGUUUGUGUUCGAUUUGGAUAAAAAAAAUAGCACAUUUGUCACGUGUUUUUCUAGUAGCGAGCAUGUAUAAUUAAUAAACAAAUAUGCCAACUUUA